Messenger RNA from Salvia miltiorrhiza (redroot sage), 4532 nucleotides. RefSeq names its product DNA replication ATP-dependent helicase/nuclease JHS1. The transcript has 34 exons. Gene Ontology annotation, cellular component: cytoplasm. NCBI's taxonomy places the organism in Eukaryota, Viridiplantae, Streptophyta, Magnoliopsida, Lamiales, Lamiaceae. Gene Ontology annotation, biological process: replication fork reversal. The record is from RefSeq and is a predicted model, not a curated record. Bases 112 to 4443 code for a protein of 1443 amino acids. Gene Ontology annotation, molecular function: 5'-flap endonuclease activity; single-stranded DNA helicase activity.
GUCUCUCACCACUCCCCAUUUUCAACCUUCAUUCUUUCAUCUAAUCUUAUCGCGCGAAACGAAAUCAAACCCCAGUUAAUCGUAAAUCCGGCUGGCUGGAAACUCCGAUUGAUGGCUCCGCGGAAGAGGACGAGCUCGGGAGGCAAGAAGUCGAGCAAUCCGAAUCGCGAGCCGCAGCAAUCUGAGCCCUCCAAAUUCGGUAUACAGCACUUCUUUGAGCGCCACUCCCAGACCCAGAGCCAGAAAACCCUCUCCCAGAAUAGAGAUGACGACCCCACAGGUGGUUCUGCCGCCAAUCGAAACUCCCGGAUUGUGAAUCGUGCUGAAGUGGGGCCGGGGAAUCCUGGCGGUGCGGCUAGCUUAGGGAAGAUUGAGUCACGAACUGAAUGUGUGAGGGGUGUAAACCCUGGAAGUAAUUUGGUUAAUGCGAGUGACUUUGUUUCUCGAAAUGAUAAAAGCGGAAGCGAUGUGCCUGUGGAUGAUCAUAUUGGUUUAUGCCGUGAGAGUUCUACCAAAAGUUGUGAUGAUGGAGUUGUAGAUGUAAAUAAAGUGGAAAAGACAGAAAAUUUGUUGAAAGCUGAGGUCUCUACUCGAUCUCCGGAUACACUGCGAGAUAAUUUAUUGCCGGUGGUGUUUGAUGAUGAGGAGAAUCAACUGGAGGUGACACCAGAGACUUCCAAGUCUGUCUCCGUUAAGCGUUUCAAGUUUUCACCUGGAAUGCUAAUCAAGCAGAGCCAGGAUGACAUGGUUGAUGAGGUGACAUGGAAAAUUUCUCCAGUAAAUGAGAGGCUGCAUGCUAUGUCUAAAAAUUUACCUGGGAGGAUAAGGGUGUUGGCAGAUUCUACAAGGUUUAAUUCAAUGAAUUUUCAAGAAUGCUCACAGGAAAAGGUGAAAAUCUCUCCUAACAUGUCAGGAAAGCUUGAAAAGUGGCUUUCGUCACCUCCACUAAAGGCGCAUAAGAAACCUUUGAUAUGCUCUGAUGGGCUUGCGUCAAGAAAGCUCAACCAAGGUCAUGAUUUAAGUUGUCAUGGACAUCAAAGAAUUUCGAAUAGCACUGAUAAAUCUGAGUUACGUGAUUCUCAGAGCCCGUUCACUACCCCACCCUCACUAUCUUGUUGUCCUGAUAAGGCUGUUGAAGAAGUGGAUCUCAAAGGGGUAUCCAACCAGCUGGGUUCAAGGCAGCACAAAAAGGCUUUAAUUGAACUCCUAGAUCAAGUAGAGGAUGUAAUUUCCGUUGAAAGUUUAUCAAGUAAAGACCGUAGAUCAAUUGCUGAAAGUUCAUCAAGUAAAGAUGGUAGAUCACACUUAGAUGUUGAAGGAUGCCCCAGAGCUGAUCUUGUUGUACACUACUCGACAACAAAUUCAGAAGAAAAUAGAUCCACUACAGACUCUAAUUUCAAUUUUCUUGUAUUGGAGGUUUCAGAAAAGCAUGGACCUUCUGGGUCAUCUGGUCCUCCAUCCCGUUUCAAGGUGCUACGCUUAUUGAAUGAGCAAAAUGGAGCUGAACGGGUCUUGCAAUUGUGGGAUGACUGGUACUUCAGUGUCGUUGCUCCUGGAGACACUGUUAAUGUCAUUGGUGAAUUUGAUUCCAAGGGGAAGUGUGAUGUCAACCGUGAGAAGAACUUUUUCAUCGUCCACCCAGAUAUCUUGGUAUCUGGAACUCGGGUUUCUGCUAGUUUCAGCUGCCCAAGGCGCACUAUCCUGGAUGAGAGGAUAAAAAGCACCGAGAAUUCAACAGCAGCAUUGAUGGGUACUUUAUUGCAUCAGCUUUUUCAGGCUGGCCUCAUCAGUGAAACCCCCUCGAAAGAAUUUUUAGAAGAAUAUGCCAGAACGGUGCUUCAGAAAAGUCUUGAGAGUCUUUAUGCAUGUGGAGUGAAUGAAAAUGAUAUUUUCAGAACUAUGAUUGAGGCAAUCCCAAAAUUAUUGAAUUGGAUAUCUUCCUUUCGAGAUUCACAGGAUUCGAAAAGCCCAACCGUCGACUUUAAAUGUGAUGAAGGACUUAAGAAGGUCAAAAUAUGUGAGGUAAUCGACAUUGAAGAAAUGGCCUGGGGCCAAAGGUAUGGAUUGAAAGGAAUGAUUGAUGCUUCUGUCCGAGUUAGAACAAACACAAAUUCUGCAGAAGCUAAUGAAGUAAUUAUGCCUCUGGAGUUCAAAACUGGAAAGGCGACAACUGGACAGGCAGCUAUGGAGCACAGUGCACAAGUUAUGCUAUAUACUCUCCUGAUGUCAGAGCGAUACAUGAUGAACAUUGAAUAUGGUCUUCUUUAUUAUCUUCACACAGAUCAAACACAGGGAAUCUCUAUUAGAAGAUCUGACUUAAUAGGGCUUAUUAUGCAACGCAAUGCACUGGCAAAUGAUCUGCUUAAGGCAUCAACAACUCAGCAAUUGCCACCAAUGCUACAAAGUCCAAAUGUUUGCAGAAGUUGCCGGCACCUGAAUGUCUGCAGUGUUUAUCACAAGGCAAAUGGUGGUACUGCCGAAGGAAGUGGACUGGGUGACAUGUAUGAUUCACUUGUCUCCCAUUUAACCCAAACACAUGCAAUUUUUCUCCAGAAAUGGGAGAGACUAAUUGAUCUGGAGGCUAAACAUGUGGAGAUUGCAAAGAAGGAGAGCUGGCUCUCUAACAGUUCCAGGAAUAACCACCAUCCCAUUUCUCUAUCAUCCCUGGUUCUUGAUAAUUCAGAUAAAUCAUCAGAGAGAAAACUUUUCAGAGGAAACCGAUUUGUUUACCGCUUUGUGUCUCAUGAAUACCCUUUGCUUGAUGCUGAACAACCAAAUCGCGAUACAUUAUGUGCUUCCUCUCUGUUAGAACAUACGUUCCGGAAUGGGGAUUAUGUGAUAUUAAGCACUGAACCAGAUCAUCUACGAGUUGCUAAUGGGAUCAUUGUGGACAUCGGUAACUUCCAUGUCUCUGUAUCUUUGGGUAAGCGAUUAAGGCUUCCAGGCCAUAGUCCUAGGUCAAUGACAGAAGAUCUCCGUCAGCAAUCCUGGCGAAUUGACAAAGAUGAAAGUUUGACAUCAUUUGCAAUCAUGAGGUUCAAUCUUAUUCAACUCUUUUUGCAAAAUGAAAGUAGUUCUUGUCUGAGGAAGAAGGUUGUGGAACUUGAGAUGCCUAGAUUUGAUAGUGGCUGCAUAUUUAGUCAAGAUCCUGCUAUCUCAUAUGUCUGGUCGGAGAAAAGUUUAAAUGAUGAUCAAAGAAGAGCUAUACUCAAGAUACUCACAGCUAAGGAUUAUGCUCUUAUUCUUGGAAUGCCUGGGACAGGCAAAACAUCCACCAUGGUACAUGCUGUGAAGGCUUUGCUGCUAAGAGGUGCAUCCAUUUUGCUCACAUCCUACACAAACUCGGCCGUUGACAAUUUACUAAUCAAAUUGAAAGCUCAGGGCGUAGAUUUUAUAAGAAUUGGAAGGUACGAGGCGGUGCAUGAGGAAGUUCAAGAGAAUUGCUUAUCAGUUGUGAAUAUGGAUAGCACCCAGGAGAUUAAGGAAAGGCUGGAAAAAGUUAAAGUUGUUGCUGUUACUUGCUUGGGAAUAACUAGCCCUUUGCUAACUAACAAGAGAUUUGACAUAUGCAUCAUGGAUGAAGCAGGACAGAUAACACUACCGGUAUCCUUGGGCCCACUAGCAUUUGCGUCAAGAUUUGUUCUUGUUGGGGAUCAUUAUCAAUUACCUCCACUUGUCCAGAGUCCAGAGGCUAAGGAGAACGGAAUGAGUGUGAGCCUCUUUUGCAGGCUCUCUGAAGCACAUCCACAUGCGAUUGCAGCUUUGCAUUUCCAGUACCGGAUGUGUGCAGCCAUAAUGGAACUCUCAAAUGCCUUGAUAUAUGGAAAUCGAUUGCGUUGUGGUUCUACGGAAAUAGAGAAUGCAAAGCUCAAGUACAGGACUUCAGCUUCUUCACCUGCAUGGCUGAUGAAGCAGGUUUUGGAUCCAAACCAACCUGUGAUAUUUAUCAACACAGAUUUGUUGCCUGCAUAUGAGAGUAAUGACCGCAAAGCUCUAAACAACCCAAUUGAGGCACAUAUUAUUGCAGAGGCCGUUAAAACUCUAGUACUUAGAGGCAUUGAAGGGCAGGCUAUUGGCAUUAUUACUCCUUAUAACUCUCAGGCUAAUCUCAUUCGAGGAGCUGUUACUGAACAUGUGGAGAUCCAUACCAUAGACAAAUAUCAGGGCAGAGAUAAGGACUGCAUAUUGGUGUCCUUCGUGAGGUCCUCCGAAACCCCUAGGAACAGCACAUCUUCACUUCUCGGAGACUGGCACAGAAUAAACGUAGCCCUUACACGAGCCAAGAAGAAGUUGAUCAUGGUGGGGUCAUGCAGAACUCUGUCGAAAGUGCCAUUGCUAAAACUCAUGAUUGAGAAGGUGGAAGAGCUUUGUGGUAUGGUGGUGGUUUCAAAGAAGGAAAUCAAAUACCAACUUGAGCUAAAGAGAUGCUCUCAGCUCAGCUGACUUCUUUUCUACCUUGCUCUUAUGUAAUUCGUAUUUUUGGGCAAUUUUGUAGAAUAUUUUGAUGCCAAUAAAAUCUCCUUUAUCUGCCA